Symbiodinium necroappetens is the source of this 1092-nucleotide messenger RNA. The record is from the annotation of a GenBank genome assembly. NCBI's taxonomy places the organism in Eukaryota, Dinophyceae, Suessiales, Symbiodiniaceae.
AUGCCCACGACAGGCGACCUGGCGGUGCCCUUGUUAGCUGCGGCGCCCGAAACGAGCUCCUGGUUCCUCUUCCGAGUACGACUUCGCGAGAACGGCUUGGCUGCCCUCAGUCGCACGUUCCUGCAGUACGUGACGGCCAGUCUCCUGCAUCUGCGCGGUUCUUUCAGCGGCAUUGCUAAGGUGCUCCAAGACCUGUUUCCGCAUAGUACCCUCGACUCGCAGGAGGUGCGUCGAGCCCUGGAGCAUGCCUGGUUGAUCCACGAGACCUUGUCCUUGACAUACCCCACUUUCUUUGGGCGACCUUGUGACAUUCGCGUGGAUCGCGCGGAUGCAUUUCUGGCGGAGGCGGAGAGCGAGCUCGUGCGGUUGCUUGGAGUUCAGGCCACUGCUCACAGCUGCCAGGGCUGCAGCAACGGCGUUCUAACAGGAGAUGGCGGCAUGAAGCUGACAACCGCCCUUUGCAACGAGCGAACCAGCAGUUACCAUGCCAACUCGCAGCUCCAACUGAAGGUGCUGGCUGGCUGCUCGCGGCGUCCCGUCAACGGCAGCCUCUUUUGCAAAGCGCACCAGGUGCCCGCUUGCCUGGCUGGGAUCGGCCCGGAAGUGCAAGCGCAUCGCAAACAGCAGGGGAGCGUGCUAUUCAGACUUUCUGGGCACGAGGACUACAAGCCAGCGUGCGAGAUACCGACUGCUCGGCUGCGCCAAUAUGACUCGCGGGGCGUGCUCGCCGACUAUGGAGAGCUCUCGACACAGUGGUCGUCUGCUGAGGAGGAAACGGACUUGGUCGACUCCGUCACUUUGCAGUUGGAGCCCUCUGAUGCUGCAUCAGGAUGUCGCUGUGCCAAAGAUGAGCGGAAGCGCCUCGCGAUACGCAAGUACGCAGGUGUCUUCGUGCUCGUGCUGCCUUGUGGUCACGUUGUCCAUGUGUCGCGGUCGGCUCCGAGAGUCUGCCUCAAGUGGCCAUGGCUUUCGCCGAGGGUCUUCGACUGCUGCCGACCAAGAGCUUCCUCCUUUACGACUUUGCCUGUGGGCUGGCACGCUUUCUUCGAAAUCCGGUGCGUGCUAGGGCCACCGAAAUGCAUGCCCGUUUAG